ACCGCACCGUCAACGCCGGCGGCUGCUUCGAGUGGGUCGACAGCAUGCUGGUCAAGGCUCUGCGGGCCGGCGACUGGCUGCUGGUGGACAACGUCAACUUCUGCCCGGCCUCGGUGCUGGACCGGCUGAAUGCGCUGCUGGAGCCGGGCGGCGUGCUGGAGCUGAGCGAGCGGGGCGUGAUCGAUGGCCUGGUACCCACCGUCCGGCCGCACCCUCACUUCCGGCUGCUGCUGGCCAUGGACCCGCGCCACGGCGAGAUCUCCAGGGCGAUGCGGAACCGCGGCGUCGAGAUCUACAUGCUGGGCCCGGAGGAGGGCGGCGGGCUGAGUGAGCUGGACCUGGCGGCGCUGCUGGCGCGCUGCCACCUGACAGAACCAAGGCUGCAGGCCACGCUCGGCCGGCUCCACGCCGCCGUCCGAAUGGAGACGGCCGGCGCCAGCCGGCCCGGCUUGCUGGACCUGCUCCGCUGUGCCGACCUCGUCAGUCAGCUGGCGGCACGCGGCGUCGACCCGGAGGAGGCGCUGCUCCAGGCCGCCAUGGACACCUACGUCAGGCCGCAGAUGUCGUCAGCUGAGAUUUACCGCAAGUCCGGGACUGAAGUGCGCCUGUAA
Messenger RNA from Pollicipes pollicipes, 611 nucleotides. Its product is annotated as midasin-like. The transcript has 6 exons. Gene Ontology annotation, biological process: ribosomal large subunit export from nucleus; ribosomal large subunit assembly. Gene Ontology annotation, cellular component: preribosome, large subunit precursor; nucleus. The coding region runs from base 45 to 611 and encodes 188 amino acids. Lineage: Eukaryota; Metazoa; Arthropoda; Thecostraca; Pollicipedomorpha; Pollicipedidae. The record is from RefSeq and is a predicted model, not a curated record.